This is a messenger RNA of Centruroides sculpturatus (bark scorpion), 2775 nucleotides long. RefSeq lists its product as uncharacterized. NCBI's taxonomy places the organism in Eukaryota, Metazoa, Arthropoda, Arachnida, Scorpiones, Buthidae. The record is from RefSeq and is a predicted model, not a curated record. Bases 1 to 2775 code for a protein of 924 amino acids. The transcript has 3 exons.
AUGUUCCCACUUACUCCUCCAGAAGUGUUAAAGCAAACCCAAGAAGAACGGAAGGGAACUAAACAUCAUCGUUCACCGAGUGAUCCGGGUGUAAAAUAUCCAAAGUUAGAACAUUAUUUUAAGAGGCAAUCUCCUCCGGACUCAGAUAGAGAAGAAUUGUUAACCUUACGGCAAUAUUUGGAGACGACUUUAAAUGCAGUAAUGAUGCAGUUGAAGUAUAAAUUGGAACAGCAACAUCAGUUACCUUUGGACGACGUUGCCUCUCCCAACAUUUUUGAUGUCAGACGGUCAAAGGAUUUAAAGGUCGACACGGCCGGGAGACAGUUUCUGUGUUGGUUGAUUGAACACGAUUUUAUUCUCCUUAAUGGUCGUACUAAGGGAGAUUUCCCAGGUGAACUAACUUUUUUGUCAAAAGUGGGUAGCUCGGUUAUAGACUUUAUUGUCGUUUCUCAGAAUCUGGUUCAUAAGGUUGAAUCCCUUUGUGUUGGGUCUCUCUCAUCUUCGGACCAUUUUCCAGUGGAAUUACAGUUGUCGGCCGGAAACAGAUUUUCCUUUGUUGAUGGGCUUUGUCCCACCAAGACUCGUUAUGUUUGGAAUGAUUCAAAAGUAGAAUUGUUUGGUGACGCCGUAUCGCUGAGUUUCCGAAAUAUAAACUUUGAUUCUGUGUCUGUUGAUGAUUUAUAUGGUAUUAUUUUAUCCGAGCUAUGCUCUAUCUUAAGAAGACUAAAUGUGUUAAUUGAAUGUGUUGAACCUUACAGGAGGAUUCGUCCCCCUUGGUUUGAUAGAUCAUGUUACAUUCAGAAGCGAGCGAGGAACAUUGCCUUGGGCAGAUCUAAUAGUCAGGCUGAUUUGGCUUCCUUUUUAAAUUUAAAACGACAAUAUAAUUCACUUAUUAGGGCCAAAAAGAGGAAAGAUUUAUGUAAUUAUGCUUUACAGAUGGAUGGGAUUAGAGACUCUAAGACCGUUUGGUAUCGGAUAGGUCGUUUUCGUCGGGUCAGGCGCAUACUAGACCAAGAGAUUUCCUUGGCCGACUGGUUUAUUUAUUAUCAACAAUUAUUUAGUUUAAAUACACCGAAUUUACCCCCGAUUCUGUCACUGCCGAUGGCUUCUUUUGUUGUUGAUCCUAAUUUAGAUCUUCCUAUCUCUGAUACAGAGGUGAAUACAGCACUUCAAAAGAUGCGAAUUCGUUCUACUCCCGGGGUGGAUAAUGUUUCACCGUCUUUAAUUGUUUACUCUAAGGAAACUUUGGUUCCUUACUUGGCCAAGUUAUUUAAUCGAGUUUAUGACACUGCUAGAAUUCCGAAUUCGUGGUUAGAGGUAAAGAUAAAAGUUAUCCAUAAAAAAGGUCCACUAGACGAUCCCGCUAACUUUCGACCAAUAUCGUUGUUGCCUGUAGUUCGAAAAAUAUUUACUUCUAUUUUGGCAUAUAGAUUAUGUAUUUGGCUAAAAGAGAGGAAUCUGAUUCAACUAGUGCAAUUUGCUUUCCAACCUCGGAAGAGCACUUUAAGUAAUAUUUUGAUUCUUUACUCCAUUAUUUGUAGACAGCUAUCAAAGAAAAGACAAUGUUUACUUGCAGCGUUCAUUGACUAUAAGAAAGCCUUUGACAGUGUUGUUUUGAAUAUUUUGUUAUUUAAAUUAAAAAUGCUUGGAAUCUCUGACAAGUUUAUUGACAUUAUUCAAUGUUUAUUUUCAGGAUUGAAAACAAGGGUUUCCACUAGUGCCGGGUCUACAGAUGCUUUUUCAUUAGAAAAGGGUUUACCACAGGAUGAUUCCUUAAGUCCGAUAUUGUUUAUUUGUUAUGUUAAUGACAUGGUACAAGUUUUUGAUGAUUUAAGUAAAGAUUCCAUUUCUCUGGGAAACUACGAAGUCCAUUUACUUCAAUUUGCUGAUGAUACAGUGGUGUUAUCCACUACCCCGAUUUAUCUACAAAGGAAAUUGGAUAGGCUAUAUAAUUAUUCCUCCAAUUUGGGUUUGAGAAUUAAUUUAUCCAAAUCGAAAAUAAUAAUUUUUAGACAUGGUGGAAGGCUAAAAAAAGCCGAUAAGUUUUUCUUAAACGGUAAAGGAGUCAGUAUUGUUAAUGAAGUUAUAUAUUUGGGGAUUCGUCUCUCAGCUACUACCUCGUUCCAAAAUUACAUUUCUUACGUUAAAGGCAAAGCAUUUUCCAAAAUAAAUGUUAUAACAGAAAUCUUAAGAAGGGUUAAAAACAGUCAUAUGGCUUUGUGUAAAAAACUUGUCGCCUCUCUUUUUACUUCGAGUUGGUCUUAUAGUUUGCCCUUUCGGAAGCCUUUUUGUUUCGAGGGUAUCGACUCUAUAGAACUGAUGUUCUUUCGUCGUCUGUUUGGUCAUGAGAGGUCGAUCCCAUCGUAUGCAAUCAGAUAUGAAUUGGGCCUUGAGUUUCCCCGGAAACACUUUGUCAAAUUAACCUUAAAUUUUCUGAGAAACAUAAUCUCUGACCCAUCAUCCUUGGAAUGUGAGGCUUAUUCUACUUUGAAGAAGUUUUCACCGAAAAGAUCGCUCAAAUUCUGUUGGUUUACUAAACUAGAGAAUCUAUUUAAUAGAAUAGGUAUCUCACUCUCUUUGAUAGAUUCCUCUCCAGAUGUUUUGAAAUAUUACGCAGAUACAAUUUUACAAGAGUUUGAUAAUCUUUUCUUGAGAGAAGAAGGGGAUAGGAUUCUUAAUGCUAAGUACCAUUUAUGGUACCCAGAAAUAUUAGACAACAGCCGGUGUUUUUACAUUUAUUAUCAGCAGUUACCGUUUAUUGUUAAAAAACGAUAA